AUGGCGCGCAUGCAGUGGGAGAGCGAGCUCCAGUGUCUUCAUCGGCAACGAUUUCUCCGCAAGGUGCUUGAGGACCAUGAGAAGAGGUUGGGCCAGGUGGAUCUGGAGGAAUUGGAACUGUUUUCUGCUCUCUACUUCAAUGUCAAGUUUCUCCAGUGCACAUACGACGGUCACCUCCUUGAACGCCUUCGUGCUUACGAACCUGAGCUCGGCACAUCCCACUCGAAGCAGAACGGCGAUAAAGAGGACAUGGUUGUCAGCUAG
This is a messenger RNA of Neospora caninum, 264 nucleotides long. RefSeq lists its product as hypothetical. The record is from RefSeq and is a predicted model, not a curated record. The transcript is spliced from 2 exons. Bases 1 to 264 code for a protein of 87 amino acids. NCBI's taxonomy places the organism in Eukaryota, Apicomplexa, Conoidasida, Eucoccidiorida, Sarcocystidae.